AUGUAUCAAUAUCAAAGAUUCUCCGCUUUUCGGCCCAUAUGUUCACAGCAAUAUAGGCUCUUUAAUGCUUUGCAACUGUUAUCGCAAAGAUCUUUUGUAACUGAUUAUUCUUCAAUAAAACCAGACAUAAAACUUUUGGCCAAACUACGUCAAGAAACUCAGAUUAGUAUCACAAAAGCCAAAGAAGCUUUGGUAAAGCAUAAAAAUGAUUAUGAUAAGGCGGUUGCAUGGUUACUGGAAGAUUCAAAGACUACCGGUGCAGCAAAAGCCGAGAAACUUAAAGGAAGAACUGCAAAGGAAGGUUUGAUUGCAAUUGUAACUUCAAAAUUUGGAGAAAAGUUUGGAAAACUUAACGAGGGAGGUUUUAUAUUGGGUAACAGAGGUGCUAUUGUUGAGGUAAAUUGUGAAACGGAUUUUGUUUCACGUAACGCAUUAUUUCAACAAUUUGCUACACGGGUAGCAUCAACAUCAUUGCUCUAUCCAACACAAUCAACGCCUGAGCUUUCAAAUAUAACAGCAAAAAUCGUACCAGUUCCCAUUGAGCAUUUAUCUUUGUCUCCAUUAUUUCCACAUCCUUCCGCAUCAUCACUCGACAUUAAUCAUCUUUCACAACCUGCAUCAGUCAAAGAUUCUUUAACAGAAUUAAUUGGAAAAUUGGGUGAAAAUAUUAGUAUACGUAGAGUCGAAACUGUGAAUUUUGGCAUUGAAAAAUUAUCAUCUAGAAUCGCAAACGAUGAAGGCUGGGUUGUGAUAACAGGCGGAUAUGUGCACGGUGGUAAUGAUGCAUACACAGGGAAAAUUGGUGCUUUGGUAGUUCUUGAAGUCAGAGGAGUGAACCAAAAAAACAAAAUACUCCAAAGAGGACAAUUAAAUUAUUCACAGUCAAUAAUCGAUAUACUUUCAAAAUUUACUCGGGAUUUAGCAAGACAAGUGGUUGGUUUUAAUCCAAAGUACAUUUCUUAUGACCAUAUUAGACUGCUUGAACAAGAUAAACUGAAAGGUUUAACGGUAACGGGAGAAAUUGAUAAUUCUUUUAUAUUGACAGAACAAGAUUUUAUUGCAGCUACAAAUCAACUAACAGUGGGGCAACAGAUAAAAAAAUUGAGAAAUGAUUUCUAUAUUGAAAUAAAGAUUUUAGAGUUUAAAAGAUGGGUAUGUGGAGAAGACAUCGAAGAUAUCCAAAAUAUCGAGGAAGGCUCUAAUAUUGAGAU
Racocetra fulgida is the source of this 1211-nucleotide messenger RNA. NCBI's taxonomy places the organism in Eukaryota, Fungi, Glomeromycota, Glomeromycetes, Diversisporales, Gigasporaceae. The record is from the annotation of a GenBank genome assembly.